Corticium candelabrum is the source of this 936-nucleotide messenger RNA. Its product is annotated as universal stress protein in QAH/OAS sulfhydrylase 3'region-like. The record is from RefSeq and is a predicted model, not a curated record. NCBI's taxonomy places the organism in Eukaryota, Metazoa, Porifera, Homoscleromorpha, Homosclerophorida, Plakinidae. The coding region runs from base 25 to 750 and encodes 241 amino acids. The transcript is spliced from 4 exons.
CUAAACAGGUUGAUCAGUGAUGUCAUGAGUGAGACCAUGGCAGCAACAACAGCUCACUCCGCCGAGCAGCCAAACGAACAAGAGUACAUCCUGCCGGAAACCGCGUCCGAUGGCUCUCCAACCAACGCGCCAAGAAGACCAGACCUUCACUUAUCGUCCGACGUCCGUCCGCGAUCAUCCAGCGACGCAGCGACGGCGGCAGCAAUUUCUACAGGGAGAAUAAGAUCCUCUUCGUUCACCGAGGCCGCCGUACGGUCGCCAGUGCGCGUGAGACAGUCACCCCAGAGGCGAGUGUUGAUCGCCAUUGAUGGUAGCCAAGGCAGCAAGAAUGCGUUCGACUGGUACAUCGUCAAUUUGCAUCGUCCCACCGACUUGGCACUGUUGGUGCACGUCUACGCUCAGCCAUCACUCCCGGCAAUCAGCUUCUCUCUCUCAAAGUUCAAAUUUAAUAUUCCCUACGACGUGUGGCAGGAACGACUUCAAGAGGCAAUCGACAAAGCACACAAGACUGUCAACCAAUACGAGGCCGUUUUCCAGACAAAAAAGAUACGACACCAGACGUUGAUGAUGUCUGGUGCAGCUGGCGAGCUCAUUUGUCAGGCUGCUAAAGAGCAUCAUGCGGACAUGAUCGUGAUGGGCAGUCGUGGACUGAAUGCACUCAGACGAAGCUUCUUGGGCAGCAUCAGCAGCUACACCCUUGACCACGCCCACAUUCCUGUUGUCAUUGUCCCUACACAGAAACAUUCGUAAUUGCACACGCACAGCUGGAGUGAUCGACGAUUGAGUGAGGAUGCGGUUGUUGAGUGGUAAUUUACUGGAUUUCAAGCGUCUUGUGUGAUUAAGUUUCAUUUAGUUUUGACAUCUAGUUGCAUGAAUUCUUGAAUCGACGCUGACUGUAUUGCAUUAUCAUUUUAUUAACACUGCAAGUUAAUCACG